Molecule: messenger RNA, 542 nt
Organism: Egretta garzetta (little egret)
Lineage: Eukaryota; Metazoa; Chordata; Aves; Pelecaniformes; Ardeidae
Gene: ARPP19
Product: cAMP regulated phosphoprotein 19
Exons: 2
Coding region: 20-310 (96 amino acids)
Cellular component (GO): cytoplasm
Molecular function (GO): protein phosphatase inhibitor activity
Source: RefSeq, a predicted model, not a curated record
GCUAAUUGUCUUUCAGGAAAUGGAGGAUAAGGUGAUCAGCCCAGAAAAAGUGGAAGAAGCAAAAUUGAAAGCAAGAUAUCCGCAUCUGGGCCAGAAGCCAGGAGGCUCAGACUUCUUGAGGAAGAGGCUUCAAAAAGGACAAAAAUACUUCGAUUCUGGUGAUUACAACAUGGCUAAAGCAAAGAUGAAGAAUAAGCAACUGCCUACUGCAGCUCCUGACAAGACAGAAGUCACUGGUGACCAUAUUCCUACUCCACAGGAUCUUCCACAGCGGAAACCGUCUCUUGUUGCUAGCAAGCUGGCUGGCUGACGAGAACAGCUGAACUGCAUGAUUAUUCUCAUUCCUGUUAUUUCUUCUUAAUAGUUAUUUCUCACCCUCACAUCCCCCUUUUUCUUUCUUACACUAAGUCAUGAGACUGACAGCUUUGCAGGUAGCGAUAGCAUGUGCUGCUAUUGUAAGGGAGUACUGUUAAGAGUAAAACGUGUAGUAUUUGGACUAGUUGAGAAAAAUGCACUGAUUAAAAAGGACAAGUUUGGUUAGA